UUUGCCUGGGCCCCGAACGCAUCAUUGCAGCAGUUGACCCGGAAGUUUACGUCAGUUGUCUUCUCCCAGCAACAGAGCAGUUCUGUUAGCUUUUGUUAGCUGUUAUUCUGCUGAGCUCGGAGACUAAUUUCUAACACAGGUCUCUCCACACACCAUUAAAAUGGCUGAAGUAGAGGAAACUCUGAAGAGAAUCCAGAGUCAGAACGGAGUGCAGGGGAUCAUCAUCGUCAAUACAGAAGGAAUCCCCAUCAAGACGACUCUGGACAACGCCAGCACGGUGCAGUACGCCGGACUGAUCCACCAGCUGGUGAUGAAGGCCCGGAGCACCGUGCGAGACAUCGACCCCCAGAACGACCUCACCUUCCUCCGUGUCCGCUCCAAGAAGAACGAGAUCAUGAUCGCUCCAGAUAAGGACUAUUUCUUGAUCGUCAUUCAGAACCCGUCGGACUGAAAAAGAAGCAGACGCCCCUCCUACACCCGACUCAUCACUCUCUUUGUCUGUCUUCAUAUUUUAAAAACAGCCAAACAUUUUCUCUUUGUCUCGCUGAAAUCAAAAGAGCCCGUUUACCUGUAGCCUUUUUUAAUUUAAUGCACUCGUUGCACCGAGGAGUAAACGUAAAAUCCCUCUGCUUCAACGACAACAUGUGUGAACCAUAAGACAGCCAACCACUCUGCUGGCUAAUUUUCCUUUUCCCAUGUUUUAGCAUUCCAGUCGGGCCUCCUCUCUGUACAUAGUGUAUGCUAUGUCACUAUGUCACACGGUAAGAAGUGUUCACCUGCUAAAACCCAUCUGGCAGAAGUAGAAAACUGGAGCAGUGCAUACAUGUCUGCAAAGUGUACGAGACAGACAGACAGACAGACAGACAGAGGCCACAGCACAUCUGUACGUUUGAGGAUGUUUUUCAGUUCUACCUUAACAGAAAAACAUAGGAUUGUUAUUUAUUGUUUUGUUGGCAAAAGAUGUUGAAGUAAACUACACUACCAACACUUCUCUUCUCCGCCAUGUCACCUUCCUGAUGGUUAUUUUUAACAAAUUACGAAAUAAAAAAAAAAAAGUCAAACUUG
Sander lucioperca (pikeperch) is the source of this 1065-nucleotide messenger RNA. It is a transcript of the gene dynlrb1, whose product is annotated as dynein, light chain, roadblock-type 1. The record is from RefSeq and is a predicted model, not a curated record. Bases 161 to 451 code for a protein of 96 amino acids. Gene Ontology annotation, cellular component: centrosome; cytoplasm; cytoplasmic dynein complex. The transcript is spliced from 4 exons. Lineage: Eukaryota; Metazoa; Chordata; Actinopteri; Perciformes; Percidae. Gene Ontology annotation, molecular function: dynein intermediate chain binding. Gene Ontology annotation, biological process: microtubule-based movement.